CACUCGUCGACUAUCCAUCUUGACUUCAAAAGAUGUCUGCAGAUACAAUAGCAGGCUUCUUAGCUGUCUUUGAAUCCGUCCGUCAUCAACCGCGGCCGUACUCAGCGCUGAGUGACUACCUCGCUUCAAUUGCUGUACUUCCUCGCUGGAAAGGCGGAGUAGUGGUAUUACCCUUCUCAAGCAUCAUUCUGAACUUCAUACUACUGAUCACGGCUGUUGGAACCUGUUUCGUCAAGAUACGCUGCAAAACUUUCCAUCUGGGCUCUAUAAAUCAAGACCGCAUAUUACGACCCAACUCGGCUGUCUGUUUUGCACUUGGAUGCAUUGUGUAUUCGUUGUGUGAGUAUAUCUAGCAAGUUCCGCUAAACUACCUGGGUCACUAAUUUAUGCCAUAGCGACAAUCGCGGAGACUGCUGUGUGGAUUUCUGGAAAUGAUGUCAAGGGUAUAGACAAUACGCGUGGGAGGGUGGCUCUAGCUGGCACGAAAUUCACCUAUCUAUGGAUGGGGGCUUGGUUCGUCCCUCUUCGCGAUAUUUGACCAUCACCUUUGUUUUGAUUUGGAUCGCAAUCCAUCUUUCGUAGGUGUUUUUCUUGGAGCAGUGCGGGUCACUACAUCUGUUGCAAAUGGAGACCUCCUUGGCAGCCAGCCCAUAAUCACAGUAAGAUCCCGGCCCUGGUGGUAAUGAUUCUCAAUACAACAUUCAUAGUCGCGGCAUUGUUGGCUCUCAUAU
Messenger RNA from Melampsora larici-populina 98AG31, 731 nucleotides. RefSeq lists its product as uncharacterized. The record is from RefSeq and is a predicted model, not a curated record. Bases 33 to 353 code for a protein of 106 amino acids. The transcript has 3 exons. NCBI's taxonomy places the organism in Eukaryota, Fungi, Basidiomycota, Pucciniomycetes, Pucciniales, Melampsoraceae.